UUUCUUCAAUUUGUAUGUAGAAGCAAUGAGUUCUAUUAAAAAAUGGAAAUUGUUACAAAAGUAUUCAAGCACUGUGUCGAGUGACUUUACAAAGAAAUUGUACCUCAAGAACGGAUUGCUGGCGAUUUUUAAACCCUACGGAAUACCAGUUCAUUCUGGUCCAAAAGUUAAGCAUUGCAUGACUGAUAUAUUCCCUGGACUUGAAAAAAGAUAUGAUCUUCCUAACGGUAGCCUGGAACUAGCAAAUAGAUUGGAUAAAAAUGUAACAGGUGUGUUGCUGUUGACGUAUGAGAAGGAAACAGCAGCUUAUAUAGCUUAUUUACAGAAGCAUCGGAAAAUAGAAAAAACAUAUUUAGCGAUUUUGUUAGGUGCGCUGUCGACAAGAUUUGGCACUUUAAAAGGUGAUCCCAGUGAUGGAGGGCAAAAAAUAAAUUAUAGGAAAGUUAUUAAGAAAACUGAGUUGGAGCCUCAGGCAGUUACAGAUUUCAAAAUUCUCGACAAUAACAUGGACACGUGUAUGCUGGCAGAAUUUCGAACGAGAACAGGAUACAAACACCAAAUUCGUCUCCAUGCUUCAGAUGUGUUAAAAUGUCCUAUACUUGGUGAUCAUAAAUACCACCAUGGACCAAAUGGUCCCCAACCAUUGUCCCUCAGAAUGAUGCAAUUACUACGCAUGCAAGGUGUUAAACAGAAUGAAUCUGACAAAGGAAAAAUCAGACCAUGGCAACGUGGUCUCGUUCCGUUGCAUCUGUUUGCGCAGAGCGUGUUUAUACCAGGACUUGACGACGGCAAAGAUGUCGAAAUAGUCGCUGAACCUCCCCCAUAUUUUUUUGAGACGAUGACAAAAUGUAACUUGCUGACAAAUAGAGAAGAGGUGGAGGAGAGAGAAACGCAAGACAAACAAAGGAAACGAUUUCCAAUAUAUAGAGAUACAGUUUUUGUUCCAAAGGGUAUUCCCCGAAAUCAACCGAUGCAUGAAACUUCUCUGUAAUUAUUUUGUUGAAAAAAUUCUUGUUUUGAA
Molecule: messenger RNA, 1021 nt
Organism: Hydractinia symbiolongicarpus
Lineage: Eukaryota; Metazoa; Cnidaria; Hydrozoa; Anthoathecata; Hydractiniidae
Product: pseudouridylate synthase RPUSD4, mitochondrial-like
Exons: 2
Coding region: 26-991 (321 amino acids)
Biological process (GO): pseudouridine synthesis
Molecular function (GO): pseudouridine synthase activity; RNA binding
Source: RefSeq, a predicted model, not a curated record